Rasamsonia emersonii CBS 393.64 is the source of this 2259-nucleotide messenger RNA. Its product is annotated as Mitochondrial GTPase (Mss1). Gene Ontology annotation, cellular component: mitochondrion; cytoplasm. Lineage: Eukaryota; Fungi; Ascomycota; Eurotiomycetes; Eurotiales; Trichocomaceae. The coding region runs from base 1 to 2259 and encodes 752 amino acids. The transcript is spliced from 6 exons. The record is from RefSeq and is a predicted model, not a curated record. Gene Ontology annotation, molecular function: protein binding; GTPase activity; GTP binding. Gene Ontology annotation, biological process: tRNA wobble uridine modification; tRNA methylation.
AUGUCUAAUGUUGGCAUGCGAUGCUGGUAUGUAUUCCCAUGUCGCUCGUAUCAGUGUCUCCUUUUUCUUUUGUUCUAUGUCACUUGCACCCCGCAUUUCUCCUGUCACGCUGCACGACCUCUGAAUUACUCAUGGCGCCAGCCCUUGUCGAUCAGUACGAAUGCUCCGAGUCGAUCAACUCCGCAUUAUUUCUUCACCCCUUCUUCGUCUCCAAUUGACGGAACCCAGGAUUUCUUUGCGCAUGCGAAGGUGUCCAGUUUCAAUUCGACGCUGGGUUCCACCCCUUGGCCCGGCACGGAGCUUCCUGCACUUCCAGAGAGCAGCUCCGGUGCGGUUCGCAUGCCGCAGACCGUGGCUGCUGCCAGCCGUGGUCCGAAUAUCUGGGCCGGCAUGUGUGCAGCUCAACCAGCAAUACGUUCGGUCCCUGACAGGUCUGGUCUUGGUUCCUGGCAGAUAUAUCGGGCCUUGUGUCCUCGAGCACCUUUACCUCAACCCCGCGUUGCUGCGCUACGGACCCUGUACGACCCCACGCAGGAGCCAUCGCGAAACACGGUCCUCGACGCCGGAGCUCUCGUCCUCUACUUUCCCAGUCCGCGGACAGUCACCGGGGAGAAUGUUCUCGAACUGCAUGUUCACGGGGGACCGGCGAUCGUCAAAGCGGUGCUGGGUGCGAUUGCAAAAUGCGAUACGGCAGAUCAGCCAGUCCGCUAUGCCGAACCGGGCGAAUUCACACGGCGUGCGUUUAUGAAUGAGCGAUUAGAUCUACCGCAGAUCGAGGCAUUGGGAGAGACUCUCGCCGCGGACACGGAACAGCAGCGGCGUCUGGCAGUGCGUGGCACUGGCGAUGCGCUCUCGAAGCGUUACGAACAAUGGCGUCAGCAACUGCUGUAUGCACGGGGAGAGCUGGAGGCGCUGAUCGACUUUGCGGAGGACCAGCAUUUCGAUGAGUCUUCCCAGGAAUUCAUCGACUCGGUGGGCUCGCAGAUGCGUGCGCUACGACGGCAGAUAGACCUCCACAUCCAGAACGCGUCCAAGGGCGAGCUUCUCCGGAACGGAAUCAAAGUCGCUCUGCUGGGCGCACCGAAUGCGGGGAAGAGUUCCCUGCUGAACCGGAUUGUUGGGAAGGAGGCGGCCAUUGUCAGCACGGAGGAGGGCACGACGCGGGAUAUCGUGGAUGUCGGGGUCGACCUGGGAGGAUGGUACUGCAAGCUGGGGGACAUGGCUGGAUUACGGUCAGCGAGCGGUACAGUAACCGUCGGUGCCGUCGAGCAGGAAGGUAUUCGACGCGCCAAAGCCCGGGCACUCGAGUCUGACGUGGUUGUGGUGGUGCUGUCGGUGGAACAGACGGCUGACGGCGCCGGGACUCGGCUGGCGGUGGAACCGGAGGUGGUCGAGGCAGUCCGGAGCUGCCAAGAGCGAGGGAAAUGCAUCGUCGUGGCUAUAAACAAAUUGGAUCAGCUGCCGAAGAACGAGCAGGACGAGGCUGCGCAGGCCCCGCGUCGCCUGGUCGAGCAUGUCAGCACCUUGUUCGGCGGCCUACCGGAGGAUCGGAUCUACGCCAUCUCCUGCAAGGACGCACAGGACGAGUCGGCAGCGGCAUCGGCGGCAGAUCCUGGCCGGAUCCAGGCGUUUCUGCGGGGGUUGAUCGCUACGUUUGAAGAAAUCGCGGCACCGGAGCGAAUAGAAGGAGAAAACAACGCAAAUGACAUUUCAUACUGGGAAGACUCGUUGGGAGUCACCCAUCGACAACGAUCUAAUCUACAGAGAUGCCUCGAACAUCUAGACGACUUUCUAUCCGAAACACACACGCACACAGAGCCCAACAAGCUCAACCAGCAACCCGAGACGCCAUCUAAUGCUGCUCAUGAAGAAGAAGAAGAAGAAAUCUAUCUAAAUAAUACAAGGGACAAUAUGGAAACAGACGUAGACAUCGUGACUGCGGCGGAGCACCUGCGGUUUGCCGCGGACAGCCUGGCCAAGAUCACCGGCACGGCGGAGAGCGACGUGGAGGAUGUGUUAGGGGUCGUUUUUGAGAAGUAUGCCAACGCGCCAUGUGAGAAGGUGAUGAUGCUGACGAGUUGUGUCGAAACAGGUUCUGUGUUGGCAAGUGAACUCGAGACGUCGACAAGAACGAUGGCCCCUUCAUUUUGCAAUGCACCCGCGUCUCCGCCGGCGGAGGGCGACUACUCAUCCUCGUCCUGGAUGUCAUUGUAUCCGCCGCGCCCCUGCAUUAGCCGACAGGAGCGAAUGGACUGGUGA